AGUGAAAGAAUGAAUUUUGGCUUGUACGGCCCCUCAUAGUAAACUGAGAGAUUCUCACAUCUCUCAGACUUCCACAAUCUCACGCACACAGAGAGACACAAGGAUGAGCAGCGUAGUGAAAAACACUCCCCCAAUCUAGGUGAAAAAGUCAGGCAUCAAAAUAAUUUCAUUAUUUUCUCUUUCAUCAUAUUGAUUAGAUUUAAACUUGAUAAACUACUAGCAAAAUAACAUCUAAAUAAACUCAGUUUUAUCACUCUGCAUUGCGAUUCCCAUAAAAAGGCUGGAUGUUAAGUCCUUUUAUUUGUAUUAUUCCACAAUACAACAUUUGAGCAUGUUAAAUACGCCAUUCUAAAAACACAAACACUGAUUAAGCAACAACUUUCAGUCAAGAUUUAUAAAUUCUUUUUGCUUCUAAUUGUCAGUGAAUCUACUAGCUAUACACCAUAAUUCAGCAAGUCAAACUUAACAGUUGCAUAUUAUUUGCUGUUCGAGGGUGGGCUGAUGACUGUGACAGAAAAUAGUGGCAAUUUAUAUUUUUCUUAGUAUUUAUGAGGAUUAAAGAUGGUAUUAAUUAAGAAUUUUUUUUAAAGUGUUCAUCACCCAACAUCAUUUCACUCCCUUGUUUAAAAAAAACAAAAAAAAAAGACCCUUGCUCUGAGGAAGGUUGUUAACUGUCUGCCAGUCACUCCCAUCUGCGCUGCACAAACACCUCCUCUUCCUGCCUUUCUCAGUUCUCCGUUCUGCUUUCCCCUGCACCCACUUUACUCAUGUUGGAUUUACCUUUCUAUUAUAUGUAUAGGUGCAGUUGCACCUGUGCAGUCUGAGCCACACAGUUCCAGUUUGUUUUUAACCGUAUCUGUUUGUGGACUUUGCUUUUUGCUCGAUUUCUUUUUUCCCGCCUGUUUCCUGUUUGUGUCUCACUGCUUACUUCGCAUCUCCCUCAGCAGCCUUUUCCUGCAUUACUUCUAACAAAAGUUUCAUUUCUUGGUCAUGGAUGAUUUUGUAAGAACCAAACUGGUUGAAUGGGGGCUAAGUGAGUGGGUGGAGAAAUUUGAAGAUCAAGAAAUUGAUAAAGAAAGUAUUUUUGAUCUUGAUGAUCGAGAAAUUGAGAAUUUGAUCACAAAAGCUGGACCAAGAGUGAAAUUCAAAAAGAAACUCAAGCUGUUAAAGUGUGAACAGGAGCAUGAAGAAGCAGCUGAUGUGGUUCAGGUCUUGCCAUCCACAAGUGAUACAGGAAAGAGAAAAUCAGACCUUCAAAGUGAUGCCAGCAGGUUGCAGUCACCAGCUAAGCGACAGCGUCUGUCUAUGUCAGGAUUUCCAGAAUCAAUCAUACUGUCUGAUGUGAAAAGCAUCAUGACAUUUGUACAUGCCAGACUAAAUGACGAAGACAAACUCAGUGCUUUCUUGAGGAAAAAGAUCAGUGAUUUGGAGACAGACAAGAGGGAGCUGGUUGGUGUCUUUGGUAAAACCGGGGCUGGAAAGAGCUCUUUGAUAAAUGCCAUCAUCAAAGAGAAGAAUCUUUUACCCUCAGGAAGUGUCAAUGCAUGCACCUCAGUCAUGAUCAAAGUGGAGGCUAACACACGUAGCUUAAAGUAUGAGGCAGAAAUCGAGUUCAUCACAAAGGAGGAGUGGAAAGAUGAGCUGUGGUCAUUUCGUCAGCUUCUUGACAAUAAUGAAAAUCAAGAAAAGGAAGAUAAUGAUGAUUAUCGUGAUGCUGUUGAAAAGCUGUCAGCACUGUAUGGACAAGAAUGGAGAAGGUCUUUUGAAAAUCCCAUGGACAGCAAAUAUUUCAAAGAAAUUCCAGAAUUUCUCCAAUCCAGGCGGAAGAUUUUGACAUGUGAAUCAGCUAAUGAACUCUCUGCAAAAUGUAUCAAGUACACAAGAAGUGAUUCAAAACAAGAAGAAGGUAAUGAAGGGAAAAAGUGGUUUUGGCCACUAGUGAAGUGUGUGACUGUCAAGGUGCCAAACAAGCCUCUUCUCCAGCAUGUCACACUUGUGGACCUUCCUGGAAAUGGUGACUGUAACAAGUGCAGAGAUCAGAUGUGGAAAGGGAUAGUUGGAGAUUGUUCUACUGUGUGGAUUGUGACUGAAAUUAAUCGAGCAGCAGCAGAGAAAGAGGCCUGGGAGAUCCUGGAAAGUGUCAGUAGUCUGAUUGGAAAUGGUGGCGAAUGUCAGCAAAUUCACUUUAUCUGCACCAAGUCUGAUCUUCUUGAUGAUUCAGAUGAUCUUUCAUCAGCUGAUAUCCAUGAUCAGAUAAUUAAAAGAAACAUUCAAGCCAAUGAUGGAGUAAGGAAAGAAUUCAACAAGCGAAGCAAGAUUAAAAAACACUUCACUGAUGACAGUUUCAAAGUGUUCACAGUGAGCUCCAAAGAGUUCCUAAAAGGGAAGCAUCUAAGUCCAGAAGAAACUGAAAUACCCAAACUUCAGGGAUUUUUGCAAGAGCUCAAUGACUGUCACUCUGAGACAGUAAACUAUGUGUAUGGAGCUUAUGGGAUUCUGUCUUUGAUUCAAGGAGCCAACUCCAGAGGAGUGAAAGUUAAAAAGGGCGAGGCGUAUGCAGAACUUGAGAGAAUCAUGAUCCUCCAACUUGAUAAUGUCAACAACGAAAUGGAAGACACCUAUACGGCUUUUAAAAAAUGCCUUGAUGAUGGCGUUGAGAAAUCCAAAUGUACAUUUGGAGAAAAACUCAAGAUCUUCUUGUAUCGUGGAAGGAACAGUGGUUUUUGCAGGGUACUGAAGUGUGUUGUUGAGAAUGGUGGCGUCCACAAACCAAAGAACGGGACUCUAAUAAACCUUAACAUGAAGUUGGCUUCAUGUCUGACUGACAGCAUUGAUGAAGAAUUCAGAAAAUUCAGAAAAUUGUGUUUUCCCGUAAGAAAACACAAUUUCUAAACAGUCACAUAAUAUUAUCCAAUAAUGAUAGGGCUACUGUGCUACUGCUGUUCCGAGUGUAACUACCGCCGAGGGGCGGUACAGAGGGGCACAAACGCAAGGCUCUGUUUGCGCCCCUCCCGUCUGUGCUCAGUGCAAACACAAGGCUGACGUGCAGUGUGAAGCGAAAAAAAGUGAGAGAGAAGGCAAGAGAAAAAAAAAAAAUCAAAAAAAAAUCCACGCCUCCCAAUAAGGAGCCGGGUCGCAUUGUUCACUUCAAAGAGUCUGCUCUAAGAGCCAUUUUGUUCGCGACCGACCCAUCACUAUUAUCCACGAUAUGUAAUUUAUAACAUAUGAUAUUUAUAAAAAAUAAAUCCAACUCUGCCAUUAAUAACCACAAUGUUUACAUGUUUUAGAAAUGACUCAGAAUGUGGAGCAUUCAACGGAGUCAUCAAGACUUUUUCACUUAACACCGAUUCUCUGAUUGAAAAGUACAAAAAUGCUGAACUGCAGCUCAGAUUUCUCAAGACAGAGG
Molecule: messenger RNA, 3406 nt
Organism: Oreochromis aureus
Lineage: Eukaryota; Metazoa; Chordata; Actinopteri; Cichliformes; Cichlidae
Product: nuclear GTPase SLIP-GC-like
Exons: 16
Coding region: 991-2892 (633 amino acids)
Molecular function (GO): GTPase activity
Source: RefSeq, a predicted model, not a curated record